Penicillium soppii is the source of this 1119-nucleotide messenger RNA. Its product is annotated as D-alanine--D-alanine ligase family protein. Bases 1 to 1119 code for a protein of 372 amino acids. Gene Ontology annotation, molecular function: metal ion binding; ATP binding; D-alanine-D-alanine ligase activity. Gene Ontology annotation, biological process: peptidoglycan biosynthetic process. The record is from RefSeq and is a predicted model, not a curated record. Lineage: Eukaryota; Fungi; Ascomycota; Eurotiomycetes; Eurotiales; Aspergillaceae. The transcript is spliced from 3 exons.
AUGACCAAAUCCAAUCUCCUCAUCGCUCUAAUUUACGAAGACCCAGCCACCUAUUUAAAUCUCGGAUACAAACCAUCUCAGAUUGCCCACCUGGAAAUUGGCGCUGCAGCCGAGGAUAUCGCGACUGUUAUUGUCAGGCUGGGACACCGAGUUGUUCCAAUCCCAGAUAUCCAAACCCUCGCGAACAAACUCGGCUCCGGAGAAGCGGCACAAUGGGAUCUGGCGGUGAAUAUCACUGAGGGCGUGCAUGGAGCUGCAAGGGAAGCACAUGUACCCGCUAUGCUGGAGGCUUUCAGUAUACCGCAUACAUUUUCUGAUACGGCGACUAUGGCAAUAUGUUUGGAUAAGGGAAAGACAAAGAUGGUGCUUGAACAUUAUGGCAUUCCGACCCCAGCAUUCGCGAUCGUGAAUCUAGAGAAGCAUGGCAAUAAAGCCUUGACGCCCGACGUCAUCCGCGCCCUCACCAAAACCUCCAAAUAUGCACCAAGACUGCUGGACCCUAUGUCCUAUCCACUUUUCGCAAAACCACUAGCAGAGGGAUCAUCCAAGGGAAUUAAGCAAACGAACGUCAUUCAAAACAUCGACGAGCUCUGCCAAGCAGUCGAGGAACUACGUUCUAGCGCGACCUCGGCACCGGCGAUCCUAGUGGAGAAAUUCCUUGCAGGGCGAGAAUUCACAGUGGGGAUCCUAGGCACAGGCGAUGACGCAUGGGUCCUUGGAGUUAGUGAGAUGGUGUGGGAGGGAGAUAAGGCUGGCGUUGACGUCGAUGUGCACUUUCAGUUCACUGAAAACCCCAAAGCUAGCGAGGACUGGGAUGCGCUGGCGGAUGAAAUGCCAGCCAAUCGGGAAGAUCCGCUCGUCGAACGGGCAUGCACGGCUGCUUUGCGGGCGUGGAGAGCGUUGCGCUGUCGCGAUGGUGGGAGGGUGGAUAUCAGAUUUGAUAGUGGUUCAGCCGAUGCGGUGGCUAAUGUUCUGGAAGUCAAUCCGCUGGUAGGGUUGAAACCAGAAUGGUCUCAAUUGCCAAGAAUCGCAAAGCACAGUGGGAUGUCAUACGAAACUCUGCUUGAGCAUAUCUUGCGGAGUGCCUUGAAAAGGGCUCCGGCACGGUGGAGAAUGUGA